AUGAAAAAUUUCUGUCUUGGUCAUAGGAAUAAGAAACCAGUCAAUUACUCACAGUUUGAGGACUCUGAUGAUGAUGAUGAUUUUGUUUCUGCAACUGGACCUUUAAAUAAGAAAUCCAGAACAACACCAAAGGAGUUAAAACUAGAGAGGCCAAAACCUAAAUUAAAGAAUCUCCAGAAAGAAGACAUCCCAUUACAAGAGAAAACUCCUAAAAAAAGAAUGGCUCUAGAUGACAAGCUCUACCAGAGAGACUUAGAAGUUGCACUAGCAUUGUCAGUGAAGGAAAUUCCAACAGUAACCAUUGAUUUGGAGGACUCUCAAGGCAAUGAAAAACAUGGCAAUAGUGAAACAGAAAAAAUGGAUAAGUCUCCUCAUAUCUCCAAUUGCAGUGUAGCCAGUGAUUAUUUAGAUUUGGACAAGAUUACUGAGGAAGAUGAUUCUCCUGAUGUUCAAGGGAAAAGAAAAGCAGCAUCUAAAGCAGUGGUGCAACAGAGGAAGAUUCUUUUGGAAAGCAGUGAUGGUGACAGUGCUAACGACUCUGAACCAGACUAUGACACUGGUGAAGAUUCUGAGGAUGAUUCUGAUAUUAGUGAUAGUGAAGAUAAUGAUGAAGACUUCACUGUGACAAAAAGUAAAGAAAUUAAAAAGAAAGAAGUGAAGGUCAAAUCCCCAGUUGAAAAGAAAGAGAAGAAACCUAAAUCCAAAUGUAAUACAUUAGUGACUUCAGUAGACUCUGUUCCAGCUGCCAUCAAAUCAAAAUCUCAGCCGUCACCAAAAAAGGUUUCUCAUUCUUCAGAGGCUUUUAGGAAACCGUUGCAAAUAUGCAGUCCUUCAGCUGAAAUCAAGAGACCUAAGUGGGUCCCACCAGCCAAGUCUCACUGAUGGCUUCAAGAAUUCUUUGACUUUCCACUACUUGACAUUACUAAAACUCUAAUCCAGCCCUGUUCAUUUUAUACCCAAACUAUUGGUGACUUGCUUCCUAACUAGUUCUGCCUCCACUUUCCCUUGUCCAAUCAUUAGCUGCUCCUUGAACACAGAGCCUCUCUUCGUCCAGUUUUCUUCUUCUAAUAUGUUUUUCUUAAUUUGUCCCCUGUCCUCUGAGUCGUCCUGCAGCUGCUCAGCUUUACUUUACUUCUUCCCAGCGACAUUUUGUGAUUGGUCCGCAGCAGUAACUCCCCUAGUCAUAACUGGGUAUUAAUAGACAGUUAGGCCUGAGACAUGAUUAUUUAACUUCUCAGGCUUCAUUUCUUUGGAAAUACUAGGCACUGUAUAAUCUUUAAAGUCUUUUCUUGUUUAAAAAAUGUAAGAUUUUAAUGGGGACUUAAAAGUGUUUUGGAGAAGGAACGGAAGUUGUUAUUGAAUUAAUGAUGCCAUGUUAUUUAAAGGAUAAUCCUUAGUGUUUUUCCUAAAACAAUUAGUGAUUCCCCAAAAAAGGAAUUUAAAAGAAGUGAUAAAAUGACUAGGAAUUUAAAGGUAGCAUAAUCCAAAAUAUAAAAAGGAAAUAAAGCAAUGACAUGGAAUGGAUGGAUACAGUGAAUGUCAUAAGGCACACAGUGCUCAUAGAUUCAUUGUGUGAAAGGGUAGGGCAAGUAAUGGCAGGGAACUGGGCCCGGGUCACAGACUUGAGUCAGUAGGGAUCUCAUGCCCUUUGAGGGAAGCAGCUGUUGCUUGACUCCAGCUAAUCGUUUAUGUGCAGGAUUAUUGGCCUGUUAUUUCCAGAUCUGAUUUUUACUUCAAGAGAAGCUAGAAAUCUAGAUUUUUUAAAAUGGGAAAUUUAGUUUUUAAAACUUGACUUUUUUUUACACCAUGUGGAUGAAACACUAUAUCUGAGAGCUAGAUUUUACCCUCAGGUUGCCAGUUAAUUACUGUUUUAUUUAAAUGUGAGAAGACCACCAAGAUCCCAGUAGGAAAAUCAGCCAAGGACAUGAACGUGCUAAUGCUCCUAAGAAAUACAACUAGAAAUAAAUGUGAAAAGAAUUUCAGUCUCAUUGGUAAUUAAGAAAAUGUAAGUUAAAAUAAUAAAAUACCAUUUUAUAUCUGUCAAAAUAGAAAGUAAUAAAGCAGUAUAAUCCAGGACACCCUGGGCUUUGGGGGAGCAGAUAUAAUUAUUUACUGUAAAUUUACAAAUUUAUAAUUCCUUUAUAGGACAGCUUGACAGGCUUAUAAAAAUAAACCUGUCUUUUGGGAAUUUAUUACUUAAGGAGAAUUCAAGAGAAGAGAAACGUAAUUAAGUGGUCAGAUUUGUAUAACUCUAUAAAAAUGGUGACAAAUGGAACAGUCCGAAAGUUUUUCAGAACAACUUGAACUAUGGCACAUACUGAAUGAGCAAUGGGGACUCAGGUGGUUAGCAACAUGGGAGUGUUUAUAAGUCUUCACUUGAAUGAAGUGCACACAGUCAGUCUGUGCACAGUCACGAUCAACUAUGAACUGUUAUGUGGGUAAAUUUUGAAAUUUAAUACUCAGUGGAAAUAAUUGGUAUGUUAGAAUGGUAGUAUAAAUGAAACCAGUAUAAAUAAAUAAAAACAGUAUUUGUCAUGUUUAAAGUGAUAUAGUAUUUGAAAAAAUAGAUUGUUUCAAAGGAGUACUUGUAAAAAUUGCAGGAUUUUAAAAAAUGCAUUAGAUUUUUCUACUGUUUUAGAAAUGAUGAUUGCAUUCAUUUUUUCCCCCAAUUACAACCAAUGUUAUUUGCUCCCAGUUUAUCUGUUUCAGCCUUUACGCUUAAAAUUUUGGUAUCAUGACCUUGCCUUCUAGGGAUAUUUGAAAAUAGGUGAUACUAUAGUUUUUCUGCUCUUUAGUACUUUCCAUUACUUUGAUCUUAUGUAUAACUUGAUAGAAGCUGUAUAGCAGAAUAAUGCUUAACUGCAUUUAUUGCUUCAUUUAUUUUAUAAAUUCAUUUUUGUUAAGAGAUUUCUAACAUCAUCAGCAUUGGUGAUAUGUUUUC
This is a messenger RNA of Phyllostomus discolor (pale spear-nosed bat), 2941 nucleotides long. It is a transcript of the gene RAD51AP1, whose product is annotated as RAD51 associated protein 1. The transcript is spliced from 8 exons. Lineage: Eukaryota; Metazoa; Chordata; Mammalia; Chiroptera; Phyllostomidae. Gene Ontology annotation, molecular function: double-stranded DNA binding; single-stranded DNA binding. Gene Ontology annotation, biological process: interstrand cross-link repair; double-strand break repair via homologous recombination. The record is from RefSeq and is a predicted model, not a curated record. The coding region runs from base 1 to 882 and encodes 293 amino acids.